AUGCGUGAACAAUCCGAGCAGGAUGAGUGGGCGGCUCAUAUGAGCUCGCUUGCAUCUGAAGUUAUUAUUCUGACUAUGGACAACAAGGCAGAUACAGAGUCACAGGGAAUAACUGCCACUGUUCCUGAGAACCAUUCACCACCUGGAAGUGCUCAUGGUUCUCUCAAGAGAUCGUGCUCUGGUACUCUAGGCUCCCAGCCUGGUCAAGUGUCUGCUCCAUUCGUUACUUCCCUUUCAAUCCCAGCUACUCCUUCCCCUCCUUUAGCCCCAUCCUCUCCUACCUCUUCCCAUCACUGCAGUUCCUCUUCUUCUUCUACCAUCCGUCCCGAAAAACCUAAGCCUCUUGACUUGACACCUGAGAUCAGUCCUGGUCCUUUCAACUUCGUGACUCAAGUCUACUCUCCUCCCACCUAUCGACCCCAUCACUCCCAGUACUAUUUUGAGGCCGCACCUCAAGUCUACCACAACGCUGCGGACUUUGCUCCUCAGUACCAACCAAAGAACACCUUUGAAUCCAAAUCCUCUUACUUCAGACCCAAAAACAUGGGUUGGCCAUUCGAGCAGGGCGAGGUCUCCAGUUAUGGGGACUUUGCUCGUCUUGAAAGCUCCAAAAUUGAGGAGCUCCUGCAGCCAACCUCGAUUCCAUUUGGUAGCGUCACCGACAUGCACACAUCCACUCGCGAUGGUGUCUUGAUGAUUUCCAACAUUCCGUACACUGUGACUCGUCAGGAGGUGGCCUCGUUCCUUGGACGCAGUGCCAAUCUGCUCCCAUCCUCUCAAGGAUGUCCCAUUCAUAUCAUGAUGGAACGGUCCACCGGCAAGACGAUGGAUUGCUUCGUUGAAUUCCCUACUCAGAAAGAUGCCGAGGACGCUUUUGAGCGCAUCAAUCGUACCUACGAUGUUGGCAGCACCCCACGUAUGGGCAACCGCCAUGUUGACAUCGAGGUCAGCACCCCAGCCAAGCUUCUGAAGGCGACUUUCCCCCGGGCAAAGUGCAUUUCUUGGGAGAGUGGAAAGCCUGUUCAACUUCCAAACAAAGAUAGUUGGUCCACUGGGUUUGAUGGCUUCCUCACCGAUGAGGAACUCUUCUGCCUCACUCGUCAUGCUGAACAACCUCACCGUAGUGUAUUUGCCAGUAAGGUUCCUCAGCGGUGCUACGAAUCGUUCGUCACCACUAUCUGGAAGUUUCCGUGGCACGCCACUCAUCUUUACACGGUGCACCACCGAAACGCCCUUUUCAAGACCCUUGGUACUUUGAUCAAGACUCUGGUGGAACGUAUGCAGAAGGCAAACACAGUUGGUCUGGAUAUCCGCCUUCUCAAUGAGUUGGUGUAUGCAGGGAUCUGGUGCCCUGGCUUCAACCCUCGCAUGAAAUACUGCUUUGCCUGGUGGUCGCAGGAUGCGAAAGGAAUUGAGACAUUGGACCAUGACUGGUGUCUUUACUUCCCAUUCGACACUCUGACUUACGUUCCUGGACAUGAUGGUGCAGCUAUUCAGUUCUAUGCCUAUCUGAUGUCCAAGGGUGCUGUGCUGCGCACCGAGAAUGAGGGUUUGACUAACAAGCAUACCAACCCUGAGCUCGAGCGAAUCUUCGGACAGUUCUGGUUUGAGUGGAACGACGAUGCUGCCCGUAUCACCAUCUUCAAGGAUGCAGUGACCUACGAAGCAACUGUUCUUCGAAAGUUCAUCAUCACUGGGUUCCAGCACCUCCACAAGAGAAAUUCCAGCGGCUCAACCAUCGGUACUGCCCCUGAUUCGCCGGCCCACAGUCAAACCUCAGCCGAUAGCCAGCGUACUGUUUCCGCCUCUCGCACUGGCUCUGUGAACCCUAGCCAUGCUUCUCGGGGAAGCUCCGUCGUUUCAGCCAGCAACAUGAUGACUAGCCGCAUCCCAGAGCGUGGUAACACCCGUGGUAGCUCUCAGCGUCUUGAUGCUGACCAAUAUCUGUCCGGCACCUCCUACCGUCAGGCCGCCCCAUCGGUCCCUCCUUACCGUCCGCCACACCAGCGCGAUGUCUCCGAGACCACCCGCAAGCAGUCUGCUAACUGGCGUAUGCCCCGAACUGAGGAGGCACCUGCGGCAGGCUCUUCUAAGAGCCAGGAUCGGACUCGCCCUGUGUACCGUGCCCCUCACGCGACCGCACAGAACGUUCGGUCGUCGUCUGACCCAUUUGCCCCCGUCCCUUCGACUGCUGCCACCAGCCACCGUUCGCGCUCCGACGCCGCCCGCCUGUCGAACAUCGACCGCCAGGCGUUUGAUGAGUUGCGCGCUGCUGGUCGCGGCAAGGCCGCAAAGAAGUAG
Penicillium griseofulvum is the source of this 2301-nucleotide messenger RNA. RefSeq lists its product as uncharacterized. The transcript is spliced from 6 exons. The coding region runs from base 1 to 2301 and encodes 766 amino acids. Gene Ontology annotation, molecular function: nucleic acid binding. NCBI's taxonomy places the organism in Eukaryota, Fungi, Ascomycota, Eurotiomycetes, Eurotiales, Aspergillaceae. The record is from RefSeq and is a predicted model, not a curated record.